Messenger RNA from Populus euphratica (Euphrates poplar), 912 nucleotides. RefSeq names its product mitogen-activated protein kinase kinase kinase A-like. NCBI's taxonomy places the organism in Eukaryota, Viridiplantae, Streptophyta, Magnoliopsida, Malpighiales, Salicaceae. The transcript has a single exon. Bases 1 to 912 code for a protein of 303 amino acids. Gene Ontology annotation, molecular function: protein kinase activity; ATP binding. Gene Ontology annotation, biological process: protein phosphorylation; signal transduction. The record is from RefSeq and is a predicted model, not a curated record.
AUGUCAAUUAAUAUAAAAUGGCUUAGGUUGAAAAACCUAGGGCAAGGUUCGUAUGGGACUGUUUAUUUAGCAAUAUCGACAUUUACUAAUGAAUUGUUUGCCGUGAAGAACGCAAAUCUUGAAGACUCUUCAACUCUUCAGAAGGAGAGGAGGAUCUUCGAAAGAUUUCCUGGAACUAAUGAAGUUGUUGAAUGUUACGGGUAUUGUGUGAGUAAAGAAGGUGGGGUGUUGAAGUACAAUAUCUUGUUGGAGGAUGCUCCUAUGGGUUCUCUUCUAAACCUGAUGAGGGAUUGCGGAGGGAGGAUUCUUGAGAGCCAUGUUAGGAAAUACACGAAGAUGCUACUGAAGGGGUUAUCUUGCAUCCACAAUAGCGGUCACGUGCAUUGUGAUCUUAAGCCCGCCAAUAUUCUGGUUUUUCCUCGUCAAGUUGAUGGAUUAAGUGAUAUUCAGCUCAAGAUUGCUGAUUUUGGGCUGGCUAAAGAGCCUGGAGAGGAUGAUUCGGAUAAGCUGUUUCAUAUGUAUCAAUACAGCGGGACGCCGUGCUACAUGUCUCCUGAAUCUGUGCAAUUUGCUGAGAUCACACCGGCUUUGGAUAUAUGGUCUCUUGGUUGCAUUGUUGUUGAGAUGAUCACUGGACGGGUUGCUUGGGGAAACUUGGAUUCGAAGGAGUUGUUCAAUAAGCUUGUCUGUGGGAAUGAAUCUCCAAAGAUUCCUGAAUACAUGUCAGAGAGUGGAAAAGAUUUCCUGAGGAGGUGCUUUGAGUUAGAUCAUAGGGAGAGGUGGACUGCCGAUACUCUCCUGACUCAUCCUUUCGUUGCCGACGCGCCACUGCAGCCGGUGGAGACGAACACUGAAGAAUUGUUAAGCUCCUGCUUUGCGUGUGUUGUCAAUUCAGUAUUAUGUAAAAAUUAG